Mizuhopecten yessoensis (Yesso scallop) is the source of this 3853-nucleotide messenger RNA. RefSeq names its product THO complex subunit 1-like. Gene Ontology annotation, molecular function: protein binding. Gene Ontology annotation, cellular component: THO complex part of transcription export complex. Bases 24 to 1964 code for a protein of 646 amino acids. Lineage: Eukaryota; Metazoa; Mollusca; Bivalvia; Pectinida; Pectinidae. The transcript has 19 exons. Gene Ontology annotation, biological process: signal transduction; regulation of DNA-templated transcription elongation; mRNA export from nucleus. The record is from RefSeq and is a predicted model, not a curated record.
AAGUUUUGUGGUAAAUCACAAAAAUGGCAGCUUCCAUGAUGUUUGAGUUCGGGAAAGCAAGAAACGAGUUUAAGGUUCUGGUGGAGAAAAUUAUCCAGCACCAAACUGCAGAUAAAUAUGUGGAAGAGUUCCAGUCUUAUAAUGGCGGUGACACGGAGAAGAAACUGGCAAUGGAUCAAGCUUUGAGAGACGUCAUGCAUGCCUUUGUGACCAGCGAUCCUGAUUGUCUGGCAUGUAAAUCAGUCAUUGAUGCUUCAGUAGAACUGGCCACUCAAGAGGCUUGUGCAGCAUCCACACCGUUCCUGCUUUUAUCAGAUGUGUUUGAUGUCAUCACCCUUAGUCAAUGUGAGGAACUCUUCUGCCUCGUGGAGGACAGAUUAAGUACCUGGAAAUCUGAAAUGUUUUACACUGCCGGCAAAAACUACUUACUGCGGAUGUGUAAUGAUCUUCUCCGCAGACUUUCCAAGUCGCAGAACACAGUGUUUUGUGGGCGUAUACAGCUGUUCCUAUCCAGAUUAUUUCCAUUAUCAGAAAAGUCAGCAUUAAAUCUGAUGAGCCAGUUCAACUUGGAGAACGUAACAACAUAUACAACAAAAGCAGACAGAUUCGAGACAGAGUUGAAGGUGGACGGAAUGGAAGUAGAAGAGGGAGAAACAGAUGACCAUCCAAAACCAGUUGAUUACAACUUGUACAGACGAUUCUGGGCAUUACAAGAUUUCUUCAGAAAACCAACACAGUGCUUUGAAAAAGUUCCCUGGAAAAUGUUUCAGAUGAAUUCUGAUGAAGUGCUCAAUGCAUUCAACAGUGCUAAAUUGGAUGACAUGAAGUCGUCACGAAAGAAACUUCUAAUGCCUCGCCCUGCUGACACAACCGCCUUUUUUGCCAAAUACCUGACAAGUGAAAAGUUGAUGGAUCUGCAGCUAAACGACAGUAACUUUCGGAGAUACGUCCUUGUUCAGUUCCUCAUCCUAUUCCAGUACCUCAACUCCCAGGUGAAGUUUAAAAGUAACAAUCAGUCACUGUCAGAUGACCAGAACCAGUGGGUUAAAAACACCCAGGAAAGGGUGUACCAACUGAUCAGAGAGACACCGCCAGAGGGAGAACAAUUUGCAAGUAAUGUGGAGCAUAUAUUGUCGAGGGAGGAGUAUUGGAACGAAUGGAAAAAUGAUGGCUGCCCAAGCUACGAGCGGGAGAAGAACACAGAUGCCAAACAGAGAACAAAGGCAAAGCGACGGUGGGUUGGAGAUGACCUUCAGGCUAGUGGUGGCAAGAUCAUAAAGAUGGGGAGCUCAGAGCUGACACGCCUGUGGAAUAUCAAUCCUAACAACAUGGGAGCAUGUCGGGCCGACAAAAGAGUGUUUUUACCGACAUUAGAAGAUUAUUUUGCCGAGGCAAUGGACCAGUCCGACCCAGAGGCCAUGGUGGAGGAUGAAUACAAAAUGAUCAACGAGCAAAUUUUCCAAUGGAAGUCGUUACGCUUGUUGGCACGGCGAAGUCCCCAUUUCUUCACACACACCAAUAAGCCGGCAAUCCCUCUGGCUGAAUAUCUGGAAACCAUGCUGAACAAGAUCGCCAAGGAGAUCCCACAGACAGCCAGUAAUGAGGAGAUGAAAACAGAGAUCGGUGAAGAGGAGGAGGGUAUCCAGGAACGACAAGAAAUGGAGGAACAGAAUGAUGAACAAGGUAAAGACAAUACAGAAGAUACUCUAACACAACCCGUACUCGAGCAGUUAGCCGCCAUACUCACGGGAGAGUGGAAAAAACUGGCCACAGAACUCAACUUCCCUGAGGACGACAUCUCAUACUUUGAGAAAGAAGCUAGUGAUGAAAAACAACAGGCAUUUAAGAUGCUUAAAGUAUGGCAUAGUAACGAAGGUGACCGUGCUACAGUUGGGACACUGAAGAUUGCUCUCAAAGAGGUUGGACUCACAGAUGCCAUACAGUCCGUGUUUGGCAAAUCUUGACCUCACAGGUUGAAAUAUUGUUAUCAUGGUUAAGACAGUAAAUGUCUAAUCAGCAUGUCUAUGAUGGUGUCAAGCUAUGGCAUAGAUGGUCUACAGAUACCAUGUUGGAGUUCUUAAGGAAUUUAUCGGAAAGACAUAAAAAGUUUGCAGAAUCAUAAAAUGAUUUAUUGUAGCAAACUGAAGAAAUCAAUUUUAGACAUAAAAUUCUGCAAGGGACCGACUUCAGCGGUGUUAGUGAUGUUCAUGGAGUGAGCAAAUGUAUUAUUGUGAUUGGUGAGAAUUGCCUAGUGUUUAAAGGUCAGAUUUGGGGACGCUGUAAGGGUGCUAUAAGGACCAAAGAUCUGCGUGUGUGUGUGUAUGUGUAUGUGACUCGAGUCGAUGGUCAGUAUUGAUUUAACAGACAGCAUGAUGUAAUAACUAUGGUCUAUGUCAAACAUAAUAAUGACAAGUACACCGAGUAUGGUAUCCAGUGUUCAUUACACGCAGUGCUGUUUUAAUUUUGUGUUACUCAAAGAAAAAGACAAGCUCACUGUGUUAAAUUUUCAAGAUUGAUAGGUAUGUACUAUUUCUUUACCAAAAAUGUUUGCUCUCAUGUUGAAUGCACAGAAUUUUCAUACCACGAAAAUAACUCUCAUAAAUUAUUACCCUAUAUACAGUAUACAUACAGGCACAAAGCUUCUUAGUAUAAGAAUGCCAGGUAUACAAUGUUCUAAAUAGUCUGCUAUGUUCAUACAAAAUGUAUACCUCGUAAUACCUUCAUGUAUCAUGUUUGGUUAUCUAAAUUGUUCUCAAUGCAAUCUCAUCAUGUGUUAUCCUCUGGCUCUCUUCAUUUAGACAUGUUUAGAUAGAAGGAUAAAAAGUGUGAUUUGUUUUUUUCAAAUAUCAACUGGAUAACUCUGUAUGGUACUUUAAAUUGUUUUAAUUUACAACAUUAAUUUAUGCAUUUUAAACACAAAAUGACUCCGUUCUCAGAACUAAGAAAACUGCACCAACAUGAAUAAUAUUGGAGUAAAAUCAUGAUGUUGUUACUCAGAAAAGUUAUCCAUGUUUACAACUCACUUAUUUGUAAACAAUCACAAGAAUAUGUAUUUGAAAUGACCCUUUCUCAUGUUUUACACUUAGAUUUUGUUAUUAUCAGUACAAGAAGAUAGCUUGUUUGUUACAAAUUUUGAUAUUAUUUUAUAUUUUUAACUAGAAAAUGUCUAGUUAGACAUGGAUGGGCCCGGCUCCCCUACAGAUUGGUGUCAUUUUUUCACAAACUUCUAUAAAUGGUACUGAUAACCUCGACUUUGACCAUGGAACUCUGAAACACAAUCUGACUAGAAGUAUUUCUAUACUUGUAUACCUUUGUAUAAAGUGUGAGAAAAAUCUAUUGAGAAAUAUAUUUCUAGAGUUAUGACACCAAUUUGGAGCAGAAAUUGAUCAGAUGAAACAUCCAACUUUGUAUCAAAUAGUUCUGUAGGUUAACAAACAAGUCUUUAAUUCUGUUUCUUGCUCACAUUUUGUCAGAAAAAAUGAAUUUGAAGUUUAUAUAGCUUGCUAUUAUAGAUUUAUAUUGUUUUCUCAAGGAAUGAGUUGUUUGAGUUCCAAUUGCAUAACACAAGUUAUCACCAACAUGAGUAACAGUUAAAAACUUAUCUGAUUAUACCGUAGUGCUUGAAUUGAUUGGCUCCUCCCCAAUUUUUGAAAUCUCUUGGACAGAUAGAGGAAGACAUGAAAUAAUUGUGGGCACUUGCUUUCCUGGUUUGAAGCUACGUAUACUCUGUUCACUGUGUGGUACAUACUUUGGUACCACCAUCAUGUUAUUGUAUAUAUAUCAUACAGAGUUUCCAUUGUCAUAUUUCAGCAAUACCAUAUUGUCAUAAAUGAUGAAAAGAUUUUCUCAGAAA